AUGGGACGGCAGCCACCUGAACCAGGAACAGUUCAGUGUGAAACGCACCAGAAAGGGGGUCAUUUGCAGACAACACUAUGCAGGAAACUCCCAGCUCUUCUUGCCUUACCAAGUGAAAUUCUACUGGAAAUUCUGCAAUUAAAUGUGGAUUGCACGUGGGAUACAGAGAAGGCUUACUGUCUAGAUCUACGGAGAACUUGCCGAACUGUUGAUGAUGCUGUUUCACGCAUUGUUUUCCAGAGGAUUGAUCAGGGCAUAAUCCUUCGGAAUAAGAAGCCAUUGCAUGGCCGGACUCUGAAGUGGCUACUCCUUACCAAGACAAAAAUUCAAUAUACCAAAAAGGAGGGGCUAUUCGCAACUAUUCACGCAUCCGCAGCAUGGAUGUCUACGCAAAGCGCAUUUAACUCUAGGAAGCUCUACACCUACGACGACUAUCUCGAUGCUGCGUGCCGCGCCAUUGUCGCCCGCCAUGAAGAUGACUGGAUUUUGCAAAACGCAAUUUUUGGAGUUUCAACAUGCCGAGACAAUUCAUUUCGGACUAAUCAGAAAAAGGCCCAGACGGUUGAGAAUGAUCUGGGUCAGGAUGUGACGGAGAUCCAUGCAUCUGAAAUGGCCAAUGGCGCUCUGCAUCUUGCCGCGUCGCUUGGGAACGCCUCAGCUGUGAUGUCGCUACUCGCAAGAGGCGUAAAUCCGAACCAAAGCCAUGCCUUGUACGGAUACGCCCUAAUUGCAGCCAUAUUUGGUGGACACGUGGAGAUAGUCCGUCAUUUCGUCAAACAUGGCGCUGACUUGAACGUGCGGCCUCUGGCCGGUGAGCCUCCUGUUGUGUUUGCUGCCCAGAGAAAUAACAAAGACCUAGUAGACCUGCUGGCGAAGGAGGGCCGUGUUCGGGUGAACAGCAGCUGUAAAAACGGAUUGACUGCCUUGCUAUGGGCUGUGAGGCGGGGAUGGUUGGAUACAGUCCAGACACUUCUCGGGCGAGAGGAAAUCGACCCAGAUCCUUUGACAACAUGGGGGGACUCGCCGCUUGCAGCAGCGAUAAAGUGUCGGCACGAUGACAUCGCUCGCUUGCUGAUAAACCGACUUGAUGUUGAGCUUCAGUUUCGUUCUGGCGUACAGGGUCAAUUAUUGGUCGCUGUUAAAAGGGGCUCCUGUGAAAUCAUCAGCUUGCUACUCGACAGGUACAAACUCGACCCAAAUAUUCAUCUUAAAGCCGAUAAAUCUCUCUUAGGUCUUGCUGUGUUCUGGCGACAGAAAUCCAUUGUGGAUUUACUUUUGAAGCACAAGGAUGUCGAUCCAAACUAUAAACAAAAAGACACGCAUCCUACACCUUUUAUGAUAGCAAUUGACAAUGGGGACAUCGAAAUGGUGGAGCUUCUUAUUGCUCACAAGGGCUUGAACCCAAAUCUCAUGUCCAAGGGGCUCACGCCGCUGGCAAAAGCAAUUCAGAGGCGGCACGAUCAAAUGGCUCAAAUUAUUCUUGGCCGAACUGAUAUUGAUAUCUCUAUCAGAGUGCCCCUUAAAGGUACAACAGAACGUUCUCUUAGUCUGCUGGGUCUAGCUGCUUUGAAAGGUACACAUGUUACUCUACGCGGUCUUCUCGAUCAUCCUGAAAUCGGAGACCCAAACGAUGGGGGGAAAGAGGAGCCCACGCCUUUAUUCACUGCGAUAUCCCGUGGCAAUACCAGUGUGGUCGGAGAGCUCCUCAAGCAGCAUGAUGUGGACCCUAACAAACUUUCAAUGAACAGAGUGCUAGAGAUGAUGACACCACUACAGCACGCAGUUAAACGUGGCAAUAGGAAGAUAGUCAAGUUGUUGCUGGGUCGAAAAGAUUUGGAUGUGAACAAAUUUGGGGAAAACCGUCACACGCCUCUGGAGCUUGCUGUCCUGGAAGAGGAAGCACCCGGACUUACAUCUCUCCUGCUUACAAGAACGGACAUUGAUAUCAACAGGCAAGCUGAAGUUCGCAGACAAGAAUACCGGGUUGAGACUCAUCGCAUGACUACGGAGCUGAAUAAGCUGGGCUACAACUUUAAAUCAGUACAUGCUGAAGGAGUUGGACUGGGAGGCGGAGAAACGAUACUUUUACUCAACGCAAAGGGUGGAAGGGUUGAUUCUGUCAUGCAACUUAUGCGUGACAAGCGUAUCAAUCCGAAUAUAGGAGAUGCAUGGGAAAGAACGCCACUUUGGUGGGCAGCUCAGGAGGGCCAUAUACAGGUGGUGGAGCGGCUCCUUGAGCUCGGCGACAAGAUCAAGCCAUCGCUUGUCAACGUGAAUGUUCAGGACCUGGAGGGCUGGUCACCUCUUCUUUGUGCUGUGAAUGGGAGCUACGAACCAAUCGUUUCCGCGCUCCUUAAAAGGCCUGACAUCGAUCCAAAUCUUGCCAAUCAGGAGGGUUGGACGCCCUUACAUCUGAGCGUGGCCCGAGAAAACGAAGGGAUAGUGAAGCACUUACUGGCACACCCCAAAACAAAUGUCUGGGCAAAGCUAAAAGUCGGUCGGACGGCACUGGAACUCACUGGCCCUUGUCGGGGGAGGAUAUUCAAUGCAGUGAAAGCCCGUGAAAAUCGAGACGCUGGGCGACGAUGA
Molecule: messenger RNA, 2589 nt
Organism: Clonostachys solani
Lineage: Eukaryota; Fungi; Ascomycota; Sordariomycetes; Hypocreales; Bionectriaceae
Source: the annotation of a GenBank genome assembly